This is a messenger RNA of Polistes canadensis, 1353 nucleotides long. RefSeq names its product RNA exonuclease 4. The transcript is spliced from 4 exons. The record is from RefSeq and is a predicted model, not a curated record. Gene Ontology annotation, cellular component: nucleus. Gene Ontology annotation, molecular function: nucleic acid binding; 3'-5' exonuclease activity. The coding region runs from base 159 to 986 and encodes 275 amino acids. Lineage: Eukaryota; Metazoa; Arthropoda; Insecta; Hymenoptera; Vespidae. Gene Ontology annotation, biological process: rRNA processing.
CGUCAUGGUUAUUUUUAUUCUCAUUGCAAUCUUUCUUGUAUUUAUUUACUCGUUGUCAGAAAGUGAAAUAUAAGUGGGUGUCACAUCUUAAAGUUUUAUUCUAUAUUCUGAUAAAUUGAAAAAUUUUAAUCAAUAAUUGCGACUUGAUCAAUCACAUUAUGCCAACGUUAGGAAAACUAAAUCAAAGUAUGAAUGAUCAGAAUAUGUUAUACAAAAAAAACAAAUUUAUGGAACGGAAACAAGAAAAUAUAGGAACCUCUACUAAACCAAAGACUAAACGUUCAGCGUCCGGUUCUAAUUGGGAGACAUAUAAAGAUAUUAUCCAUGAAGAAGAAUCAAAUCGUGAUAAAAAGAAGAAUAAUAAUUCAACUACAGAAUUUUCUAAAAAAUUUCAAAAAUGUAGAAAAUCCAAUCAGGGUAAUGCGAUGAAUAACAUUGUCAAAUGUGAUCCUAACAUGGAGGAGAAUAAGAAGAAAAUAACAAAAUUCAUUGCAAUGGAUUGCGAAAUGGUUGGGAUUGGCGAUGGAAGAGAAAGUAUGAUUGCUAGGGUAUCCAUUGUCAAUAAAUUUGGUCAUUGUCUUUAUGAUAAAUACGUUAAGCCAAGAGAGAAAAUCAAGGACUAUAGAACAGCGGUCAGUGGUAUUCAUCCGCAUCAUUUAAAAAGUGGUGAAGAUUUUGCUACCGUACAAAAGGAAGUAGCAGAGAUAUUAAAAGGAAGAAUUUUAGUUGGUCACGCUUUAAAACAUGAUUUAGCAGUAUUAUUCUUAUCGCAUCCUUAUAGAAGCUUAAGGGAUACAUCAAGAUAUAAACUUUUUAAAGACAUCAUUAAAUCAAAAACUCCUAGUUUAAAGAGAUUAGCAUUGGAAUUUUUAGGAUUAGAAAUACAAAUAGGCGAACACGAUUCUGUAGAAGAUGCAAGAGUAGCUAUGCAAUUGUAUAUGCUAUAUAAAAACAGAUGGGAAUCCGAUAUUUACUCUAAAAGGUAAAAUAAGAGAUACAUAUGUAUAUAUUUAUUACGUUAUCGAAAAAAGAAAAACAAUCAUCAUUACCCCAGCUUUAACUGCAUUUCUUCAAAAUAUAUGCAUAAUUCAGAAUGUGCAUUUUCUUUUUUAUCGAAACGUAAUUGCAGAUUAAUAAGGAUAUGAAAAUUUAAUCAAACAAAUUACGACCAAAACAUGCUAUAUCACAUAUGCUUCUAUAUAUUUUCUUUUAUUGUAACAAACUAUUUUUAUUUACAAAUAAUAUCACAGUGAAGUACUAUUUUACUGUCUAAAUGUGAUAGAUUAUUUGUGAAUAAAAUAAUACGAAGUAGUAAUUGUGCUGCAAAUUCAUAUCCUAUAUAGAAACAAAUAG